Messenger RNA from Adineta steineri, 1907 nucleotides. The record is from the annotation of a GenBank genome assembly. NCBI's taxonomy places the organism in Eukaryota, Metazoa, Rotifera, Eurotatoria, Adinetida, Adinetidae.
AUGAGUGGUGCUGGUUUAGUUAUGCUACAUCCUUAUGGUAAUAAAGAUUUAACUUAUCUUAUACAUGAAUUAAUGGACAAAGAUGUUACUUUUCUGGAUGCUGUACCAAGUUAUCUUGAUACAUUAUGUCAACAUCUUGAAAUACAAAAUGCAAAAGAAUGUUUAAAGAAAUUGCGAACAUUGUGUAGUGGAGGUGAUGUUCUAACAAAUCAAAUAAUGUCUCGUCUGAAAAAGUAUGUAUCUAUACCAUCAUUAUCAUCGCCGAUUGGCUGUCAACUAUGGAAUGUGUAUGGGCCAGCUGAAGUAACAAUUACUACAACAUAUUUUCAAAUAGGAUUCAAUUUUGAUUGUGAUAAACAAGUAAUGUCGAUUGGAAAACCACUUCCUAAUUAUCACUGUGUAAUUAUGGAUGAAUAUUUCCAAUUUGCUGCUGUUAAUCAAGAAGGUGAAUUAUUUGUUGGUGGUGCAUGUGUAUUUGCCGGAUAUUUUGGUCGUAAUGAUUUGACAGCAAAAGCUCUUGUUGAAAUAGAUGGCGAACUAUUUUAUCGAACAGGUGAUCUUAUUAGAAUGAAUCACAACGGUCUUCUUCAUUAUAUCAGUCGAAAAGAUUUUCAAGUUAAAUUACGUGGACAACGAAUUGAACUUGGUGAAAUCGAACGAUGUUUACUUAACAUUACAUCCAUCUCUGCUUGUGUUGUCAUGAAAUGGAUUGAUGAUUAUUUAGUUGCAUAUAUUCAAAGUUCUGAUAUUAGUGAACAAGAAUUGUGUGAACAUUGUCAACCUCAUCUUCCACCACAUAUGAUCCCAUCCAUAUUUAUUAUUCUUGAAAAACUACCUUUGAACCAAAAUGGAAAAAUCGAUCGAAAACAACUUCCUUCACCCAACUUUUCUUUACCGACUUUGUUGUCGCCCGAUAAGUCUGAUACUCCUUUCAAUCAGUUUGAAGAACGUAUACAUACUAUUUGGUGUCAAGUUCUUCAUUCUAAUCAAAAUCAUAUUUCUAGAACUACCAGUUUUUUCAGUGUUGGUGGUCAUUCACUGUUGUUUAUUCAACUUUAUCAUCAUUAUCAAUCAGUAUUUAACUUUGAUGCUCAUUCACUUUCGAUUGCGCCAUUUCUCCAGCAACCCACUAUUUGUCAACAUUCACAAUUACUUCAGACAGUCAUAAUGAAUAAUACCAAGCCAACACAAUGGCACACAUUACAUAUUAAUGAAGGUAUUGCCUCUUUUGCUCAGGAACGUAUAUUUCUUGAUGAACAAGUUCGCUUUUCGAGUGAUAUUGCUGUCUAUAAUGAAGUAUCUACGUUACAAGUUGUCCAAGGAUCAUUAUCGUUAAAUCGUUUAUUACAAGCAUUUCGAUUUGUUUUGAAUAAACAUAAAAUACUACGUACAUCUCUUAUGUUUCACAAUAAUAAUAGUAGUUUAAAACAAUGUAUUACAAACAUACAUAAAACAUUCGCAAUAACUAUAAAUCAAACAUUUGAAAAUGAAAAGGAACUUCGAGAUAUCAUUUAUAGAACAACUACUAAUCCAAAUCUCUUCGAUUUAUCGACUGGUCGUGUUUUUCAUACUGAAAUUCUGAGACAUCAAACAUCAUUAAAUGAAAAUGAAAAUCAUAACAAUGAGGUCGUAAUGAAUUCAGAUGUUCUCCUCAUUGCUUUUCAUCAUACAGCAUUUGACCGAGCAAGUCGUUCAAUCUUUUUCAAUGAUCUAUGUUUCGCUUAUAAUACUAAUGCAAUAUCAACAGAAGACGAUGACGAAUCAUUGCAAUAUAUUGAUUAUAGUAUACAUGAACGGCUAAUUGAUAUGACAACAUCUCGUGAAUUUUGGUAUUUACAGUUAGAAGAAUACAAUCUAGACUCUCGAUUGUUAUUACCAGUUGAUCGACAUCGUUCGUUAAAUGGGCA